AACUUAUAUAUCCCACAAAAAUCAAUGACACAAUAGGCCAUUGGCUAGGGAGAUGAAGUAGAAGUCUAUGUAUAGGCAUGAGAGCUAGAGAGAGAUGAGAUGAAGAUACUCCACAAUUAUGAGUGCAUCAUAUCAACACGGAAAAUACACGGACGGUGUCUUUAGCUCAAGUGGUAAAAGAGAGUUAAGAGUUACGAAUUAGAAUUAGGAUCUGUUAAAGCUUCGAUACCCUUUGAUAUAACCAUAAAAUAUAAACAUAUGAUAUCAAUCUAUUCAAUCAUCCAUCUACGAAAAACGUGGCACUCCCCAAUUAGUCCAUGUGGAGCCCACGUGGCACUUAUCCGUUACGUGUGUAGGGAAAAGAUGAUUGUAUUAUAUCAAAGCGAACAGGAAUAUCUGAGGAAACCGCAAGGGAAGUUCCAAAUCUUUGAUGGGAAAAGGGAAAUAAAUGUUGUUUGCAUGAAAAGGGUGUGUGUUUUAUAUUGGUGAUGGUGUUACAUGGGCGGGCACUACCUGCAGUGCCGUCUUUUGUAGAACUACCAAUAUAAAUUUGGCUUCAGUUCGUGUGUGAUCUUCAUCACGUGCUCUGCUUUUCUAGUUUUCUUCCUCCGCAAAAUCUUAUCUGCUGCUUUGCUUUGUUUCAUCAACUGGGUUUUUCUUGGGAACUGCUUUUUUGGAGAGUACUUCUGUUUGGAGUGGCUUUUGGAGUUGACUCAGAGAAAGAAGGGAAAUAAAAUGGAGAGUGCUAAGAAGCAGAGUAGCGCAGCUUCCUCAUUGACUGCUGAUCUCUUUGGUGUCAAGGAGCCACCACCCAAAUCGUCUACUGGGAUUUUUGCAUCUAUUUUUCCACCUCCAUCUCAGGUGGUAGGAAGGAACUCUUCAAGUUCUGAGCUGACAGAAUAUUGGCAAAAACAGUCCUUGGGAAAUCAUGCAUGGAACACCAAGCAAGGUUGUCCAGCUAUAAGUAGCGAAGGUGCACGCUAUAGCUUACCCAACAAGGACCGCAGUUCAGUUCUUCAGGAAGAAAGAGCAGAACCAUGUUAUCUAAGUUCAUCUCUUUACUAUGGUGGGCAAGAGGUGUAUUCCCAGUCCCCAAGUACCCAUGCCUCUGGAUCCUACCCUAUAUUCAAGAAAGAUGGGGGAGAAGAUGAUCCAAAUGGAAGCAAUUCGAACAGUGCUGCCCGCGGAAAUUGGUGGCAAGGUUCGCUCUAUUAUUAGGACCUUUCCUUGCCUGGCCGUAUGAAUUCUUCAUCUAUUAUUCAAGGUAUUCAUGAGGCUUAGGUUUUUUAAGUAUGGAAGAAGUGUAAUAUAAAUAAGUGGCUGAUGUGGGCAUUGGUUGCAAAAAAUGCUGAGCAGGAAGUGCAAAGCUUUUAUGUCGGUAUGGUCAACUGUUUCUUUGGAGUUUUACCAAGAAGUUCUGAGUUUCCGAAAUGUUGAGUUCUUACUACUCUCUACUGGACUACGUUUCUAUAUUGAGUUUAAAAGUUUUUUUUUUUUUUUUUUUUCUGUUAAAUUAAAGCCUGCGAUGUCGUGCAGGCUAAUGGUAUGAGCUUCUUGCUCUUCUAUUAUGAACAUAUAUGCUUGAAGUGACUCUGGUUUCUUAUGCAAUGUGUUUUCUCAUUAUGAUGGGUUUAG
Prunus dulcis (almond) is the source of this 1635-nucleotide messenger RNA. RefSeq lists its product as uncharacterized. Bases 736 to 1218 code for a protein of 160 amino acids. The transcript has 6 exons. Lineage: Eukaryota; Viridiplantae; Streptophyta; Magnoliopsida; Rosales; Rosaceae. The record is from RefSeq and is a predicted model, not a curated record.